AUGACGGGGAAGAAAUCUUCCCGAGAGAAGCGGCGCAAACGCAGCAGUCAGGAGGCGGCCGCGGCACUCGCGGCCCCGGAUCUCGUGCCGACCGUCGCCAGCUGCGGCAGCGGAAGCACCAGCGGCUGCGGGAGCACCGGCGGCUGCGGGAGCGUCAGCUGCUGUGGGAAUACCAGCUUCAGUGGAAGUGUCACGGGCGGCGGGAGCGGCGGGAGCUGCUGGGGCGGGAGCCUCGGGGAGCGCGGGGAGCGCGGGGAGCGCCGGAAGCGGAGAAGCACCGACUCAUCCUCCAGCGUCUCGGGGUCUCUGCAGCAGGAAACCAAGUAUCUUUUGCCAACUUUGGAAAAAGAGUUAUUCUUAGCAGAGCACAGUGAUCUUGAGGAAGGUGGACUGGACCUGACCGUAUCAUUAAAACCAGUUAGUUUCUAUAUAUCAGACAAAAAGGAAAUGCUUCAGCAGUGCUUCUGUAUUAUAGGAGAGAAAAAGUUACAGAAGAUGCUUCCUGAUGUGUUAAAGAACUGUUCAGUAGAAGAAAUUAAAAAACUAUGCCAGGAACAGUUAGAGCUCCUGUCUGAAAAAAAAAUCUUGAAGAUUCUUGAGGGUGACAAUGGUAUGGACUCUGAUAUGGAAGAGGAGGCAGAUGAUGGCUCUAAGAUGGGAUCUGAUUUAGUCAGUCAGUAA
Galeopterus variegatus (Sunda flying lemur) is the source of this 681-nucleotide messenger RNA. Its product is annotated as caspase activity and apoptosis inhibitor 1. The record is from RefSeq and is a predicted model, not a curated record. The coding region runs from base 1 to 681 and encodes 226 amino acids. The transcript is spliced from 4 exons. Lineage: Eukaryota; Metazoa; Chordata; Mammalia; Dermoptera; Cynocephalidae.